Molecule: messenger RNA, 2275 nt
Organism: Astyanax mexicanus (Mexican tetra)
Lineage: Eukaryota; Metazoa; Chordata; Actinopteri; Characiformes; Acestrorhamphidae
Gene: rhd
Product: Rh blood group, D antigen
Exons: 10
Coding region: 380-1606 (408 amino acids)
Biological process (GO): ammonium transmembrane transport; ammonium homeostasis
Cellular component (GO): plasma membrane
Molecular function (GO): ammonium channel activity
Source: RefSeq, a predicted model, not a curated record
UAUAUUAUGGAAUGUUUUCAUGCUCCUUUUUAAAAUAGUUUCACACUGCAGACUCUAACUCAACUCUUUAAUUUACCUUCUGAGAACUCUCCUCACUGCUGCUGGCUGGACAGUAAUGUCUGGUAAAUAUCAAAUUCUAAAAGUAUCAGUUAUUAAUACAUUUUAAUACAUGAAGUCUCAUAUGAAAAGUCUCAAAGAAGGAUCUUAAAUCUAGAAGGUGUGGGUAGAUAUCUCUGUGACAGUUCUCGUAGACUCCUCAGGGUGUUGCGUGGGAAAUCUUUCAGGGGAGCUGGUGUGAAGCUGGCGUUCCCCACCCUAUUCAUCAGGAUAGCCCAGAGAGAAGUCAUGCAGGGCUGGACAGGGCAGUAAACACUCGCUCAUGGCUCCACGAUACGCUCCAAGCCUUCGGUCACGCAUGCCGCCUCUGGCCAUCGUCCUGCAGGUCAGCUUUAUAGUACUGUUUGCCUUUUUUGUGGAAACUGGAGAUCCUGAGGAGGGUGAUGAGAAGUUCAUUAACUCAUAUGCAAACUUUCAGGACGUUCAUGUGAUGGUGUUUCUUGGUUUCGGGUUCUUGGCUUCGUUCCUGGUGCGCUAUGGCUUCAGCAGCGUGGGCUUCAGUAUGCUUGUGGCCGCCAUGGCAGUUCAGUGGGCCACCCUGCUCAACGGCUUCCUGCUGACCUCCUCUCCCAGCUGGAAGAUCCGGAUUAAGAUGAAAAGCUUGGUGGACGCUGAGAUCUGUGCGUCCUCAGCGCUCUUGGCCAUGGGGGCCGUCCACGGAAAGACCAACCCAGUCCAGCUCCUGCUGAUGUCUCUGAUGGAGGUCACAGGGUUCGUGAUAAACCAGUGGCUCAUACACUCUCUGUUCAAGACAAUGUCCAGCAUCAUGUCUCUGCACGUCUUUGGAACUCUCUUCGGUGUGAUGACAUCGUGGGUGCUUUACCGUACAGAGAACAUGCCGAAGCACGAGAAAGAGAAGUUUGACAGUAAAUCUGGAUUAUUUGCCAUGUUCGGGACUUUGUUCCUGUGGAUGUUCUGGCCUAGUUUUAACUCUGCGCUGGUAAAGUACAAAAUCAUAGCAUAUGGCACAUAUCUGUCCUUGGCAGUCAGCACUGUGACAGCGAUGGCUGUCUCCGCACUGUCCAGCCCCACAGGGAAAAUGAACUUGGUACAUAUUCAGGGCUCUAUCCUGGCUGGUGGUGUGGCUACUGGGAUUGCAGUGACGGCUGUCCCUUGGAUGGACAUGACCAUUGGCUUUUGUGCUGCUCUUCUGGCAACGCUGGGAUUCCGAUAUUUAAAGGGUCAUAUGCUGCAUGCUUUUGAGAUCCAUGACACCCGCGGGGUCCUGAAUGUGCACGCCAUUCCGGGGAUUCUGGGAUAUCUUGCGUAUCUCCUAAUACGACUGGUCAGACUUGAGGACACCACAGUUGCUGUCCGGUUUGCAGUUAAUCACAUCUGUAUUCUGCUCAUCACCGUCAGUAUGAGCCUGGUUUUGGGGAUCUUCACAGGUUUUCUCAUCAAAUGGAGCUUCUGGAAGCCUCAUCAGGACAGGAAGUGCUUUGAUGAUCAGGCAUUUUGGGAGUUUCCACAUUUAGCCGUGCGCAAAUGAACGACGACUAAAGGAACACAGAGGAGAAUUGGAGGAAUUCCAUUACAGCUUAUGUUUGAGUUUUCUUUGUAUGGAGUGUAUAGUGUGAAAUGUGUGUACUCACUUUUGUGAGAUACUGUAGGAGCACUUUGUAGUUCUAUAAUUAUAGACUGUAGUCCUGUGUCUGUUUCUCUGUAUACAUAUUAUAUUGUUGUAUACUUAUUAUACUGUUUCCCUUAUCCCUGUUCUUCAUUUGCCAGGACCCCACAGGAAAGAAAAAAAACACCACAGAGCAGCUAUUAUUAUUAUUAAUAUUAUUAUUUGGGUGUUAAUGUGUGUUGCACUGGUAUAAGUGGAUCAGAUACAGCAGUGCUGCUGGAGUUUUUAAACACCUCUUAAUGCCACUGUAGGAUUGAGAAUAGUCCACCAACCAGAAACAGAUUAAGGACUACAGUCUGUAAUUAUGGAACUACAAAGUGUCCUAUAUGAUCAGUGGUGCUGAUGAACAGAGUGUUCAUUUUAUGGCAGUGGUAUAAGUGUGUCUUUAGUCAAUUUUAUUCUUAAUUAUUUAAAAGGACAAAGAAACCUUUGUUGCCAUAUAUUUAUGUGAAAUAUGUAAAUGGCUGUUGACAUCUAGUAUGUUAGCAUUACAGAUUUAGCAAUAAACUAAACUAAGGAAGUAAAUCCACU